This is a messenger RNA of Plasmodium gonderi, 2220 nucleotides long. RefSeq lists its product as hypothetical. The record is from RefSeq and is a predicted model, not a curated record. Bases 1 to 2220 code for a protein of 739 amino acids. The transcript has 7 exons. NCBI's taxonomy places the organism in Eukaryota, Apicomplexa, Aconoidasida, Haemosporida, Plasmodiidae.
AUGAGUGUAAAAAGCAAAAGGGAAGAAAAUUUAGAUUACAUUAAGCAAAAUAUUGGGUAUGACUUAGCCAAGUCAUUACUAUGGACUAUAAAAACAGACACAGGAGAUCCCCUGGGAGCGAUAAGAACACAUCUAGCUAACAUAACCUCCUUCAAUGAAGAAAAGAAAAAGAAGAAAAAAAUUUUAAUAAAAAAACUAAACUCGUAUAACAUCAAAAUACAUGAUGAAAUAAAUAAAAAUUUUGCAAAAAAGAGCUUAACAGAUUUAUACUCAUUUGUUGAUAAGAGGAAUGAAGAUUAUGACCUGUCUGAGGAUUUUACAGAAUUGGCAAAUUUAAUUAAAAGCGUUUUUGAUGUACAAAAUGUUUAUUUUGGGAAGAUCUACGAAACAGAAUAUAAAAAAAAAAAAAAAAAAAAAAUUCUGAAAUUUAUUUGUGCCACUGAAAAUUGCCAUUUAAAAAAUGAAAUCAUUUAUGAUAAACAACAAAUUUCAAACAUGUUUACACAAAUUCACUCCCCCAAAAAAAGAGCAAAUUUUAUUUCUUCAAAAAUAUUUCCAUUUGAAAAUAAUUUUCUCUUUCCUCAUCUUAUAUCUAAUCAUUAUAAUUAUGAACAGUCAGGUGAAAAUCUCUUCACUUGGCUCAACCCAUAUAAUCAGGAAGAUAGCUAUUUGCAAAGAAUAAAAAACACCAUUUUCUCGUCAGUGCAAAGUAAAAGGGGAAAAGGUUCUAAUGGGAAGAGUGCCAAUGGGGAGGAGCACAAGAAAGGAGAGGCUGUUGAAACGGAUGAGGGGAGUGGAACGGAUGAAACCGAUAUGAGAAAACAUAAUGACGAACCCAACGACAAGAAAGAUGAUCAUUCGGAUGUAGAUUUGACAGAAAGUGGUAGUAAUAACGAGGGCGAAGAGGAGGGGAGGCACUGUGAAAAUUCAGAGGAUUCGAAGGUAGAAUCGGAGUCAGCUGUGGGGAACAAAGAAUCUGAAUCAGGUGUGAGGCAGGUAGAAUCUGAAUCAGCUGGGUGCAAAGAAGAAACAGAAUCAGCUGUGGGGAACGAAAAAGAGUUUCAAAAUGAACUGCUUGACACUCUAAACAUGAACCUAUCAUACAACUGUAUUUACAUUUAUGAAAUAAUGGAGGAAGACAAUUCCUUUCUAUAUUCCACCAUGAAGCCAGGAGAUUUCUUACUAAUUCCUAUAGUGUAUCACACAUACUACAAUUUGCAUUUCCUCAAUCAAAUGUAUUGCUUUAAUAGAAACACUCAUCUCAAAUCUAUUCAAGAGACUGAUGCAACACAUGAGGUUAUUUCUCCAUGGGAAUAUAACAAAAAGGAUGGAAUGCAACCCUCAGGAGAGAUGAACAUAAAAGGAGGGAAAAAAAAGAAAAAAACGUAUGAACCGUCAGGGGAAAAAAAAAGUGAGAAGAUGAAUCUAGAUAGGAAAAAGAUCGAAAAGGUGGAAAUGUGUAUGUGUCUAGAUAAUCGUGGAAGCGUAAAUAAAAUAGACUCACGUCAAAUAAAUAAUCUCAUAAAUUUUAGCUAUUUUUUAAUUACACGAAUAGUGAAAGGAGAGAGGAAAUCUAUGGAACAGCAGGUGAAUUACAUGAUAAACUGCCAACAUGGAGAAGAAAAAAGAUGCAUUGAUGAGCUGCAUAGUAAAAUGGAAACCCCCAAUUUUGAGCAUGUCAUAAAUAAAUUUCAAAAAACGUUAACAGAUCACCAUUUUUACAAAAAGUCUGAAAAUUUAAUGAAAUACAUGUGUCUGCUUCAGUGGAUGAAAAAAAAAAUUUACAAGCAUCAGAAGAAAGUUCUCCAAAUUAAAAAAAUAAAGAUAGAGUUCAACCAAAAUUGCCUCAUUACCCUUUUCAGUUGCUUCAUUUUAUUGGGUUAUGAUUACUCACUCUUUACAUCGUUAAAUGAUACUUUUGAAAAAUGCGAAUGCGAGUGGAGGGAACUAAUUCUGUGUGUCGAUGAAUAUUUCAUUGACAACCUGAUGUCUUCCAACCCUCUUCUCUCCUUUGAGGAAAAAGGAAUAGAUAAAUUGCAGGAGAUCAUCUGUCUGCUGGAUAAAGUAUCCUCUUUAACAAGUAAAAAAUAUCCGCUUCAUAUGGAAAACAUAACUACGUUUGGCCUAACCCUCUUGGACCACUUCAAUCAGGUAACAAGGAACAUUUUAAACGAAGUUCUUAAAAUAAAGGAAGGAGAACCUGCCACUGCUUCAAAAUAG